This is a messenger RNA of Polychytrium aggregatum, 1670 nucleotides long. RefSeq lists its product as uncharacterized. Lineage: Eukaryota; Fungi; Chytridiomycota; Chytridiomycetes; Polychytriales. The record is from RefSeq and is a predicted model, not a curated record. Bases 139 to 1461 code for a protein of 440 amino acids. The transcript has 3 exons.
AAGUGAGUCGCUGCCUUGAUGCUUGUGAAAGCAAGUCGUCAGAAUGUAUCGCCGUGCUGAUGCUUGUCGUUUUGUCUUGGCGGGAUCGCUCCUUGCGGGAUCGCUCCUUGAUCAGGUGCAGGACCUGGCCGGAGGAGCAUGGGCCGGUGGCCCCCGGUUGAUUUCUGGCGGGCUUCUGCCCCCCGCUUCUUCACCCCGGCACUUGCCCGUGCGUUUAGCUCGUGCGUCUCGUCCCGGCCCUUUCUGCCUUUGUCGUCUUGGCCUGUGCUUGAUCGCCGUCUGGUCAUCCCAUCCCAUCCCAUCCAUUCAUCCAGCCACCCGCCUCUCGUCUUCUCGCCAAGCCGAUCCGCCGUCUCUGCCAUGGUCGAUACUCAGCGAUUCGACUGGGACUCGCUCCACUCCCUCUACCCGCUGAUCAGGGAUAACCUCUACCUCGCCAAACACUCCAUCUGGCUGCCCAUCUUGCACGGGCUGUGGUAUGCCUUUGCCUUCUACAAGCACACCCGCACCAACCCUGCUGCUCGGCAGCCAGUCCUGCGAGGAUACGUGGGGUAUUUGUGUCAGGCCUUUGGAGGCGGAACGCUUGCAGCCAUUCUUCUGGGCCGACCCGUGCCGACGAUCCUGAAUCAGACCCUCAUUCCGCUCUACACGCUCGGCUAUCUUCUUGUCUUCCAUGUGCCCUUCACUUUCAAGAUCCUGCGCUCGCUCUCGCCCGUCACAGAGCUGUUCUUUGACGUCGUGGAUGCGAUCGGGCGAACCUUUUCGCUCACGCACAUGAUCGACUCGCUCCUCGAUGCACCGAGCUCGCCAGUGUCGGGCUCGAUCCUGUCGGUCUUCAUUCUCAGCGUCCUGCAGGCCACUGGCGGCGGCAUUCUCUACCGCUGGACCAACGUCUCGCCAUUCGCUUACCCUGGCUACGACUUCAACAUCUGCUGCCUGUCGUCGCUUCUGUACCUGGUCCUCCGCGGCGGGAUCGACGUGACCUCAAUCGUGGCUCUCUUUGGCUCGGCCGGCAUCAAGGACGUUCCUGUUGCAGCGACCCUGGGGGCCGGCUUCAGCUGGGCCGAAAUCACGUCCAUCGCCAGCGACACCCUCAAGAGCAUCGGCUUCCCCGUCGCCGACUUUUCCGACUCCGAUGCCAAGGUGGUGGUGGUCCUGUUCAUGAUGCUUGGCUUCUUUUUCCGAUCGAAGCGGCACGCAGUGACGGGCAAGCGGGUGGCAACCGCCUCGGCGUCGUCGUCAGCCCGGGUCCACAGCCAGUCAGUGUCCGCAUCGGCUUCUGCGACGACCGCCGCUUCCUCCUCCAAGCCCGGCAGCCGCUCGGUUCCCGAUGCUGGAAUGCAGUCCCUUGGAGACGACUCCUCUUCCACCGAGCCGGCCACAACCCGAAACCGCCAUGGCCAAGCACCGAAAGCCAAAUCUAACGAAGCUCAGCAGCGCUUGGAUAGCAAGAAAAAGUAGAGCCGCAACCCCAGAUCGUGGGUCAGCCAAGGCGGUGAUAGGUAGUAGUAGUAGCAGUAGUAGUGAGAAAGAUUGGAAGUCAAUGACUUGUCAACUGCAAGCCAUCAGGAGCCUUCACAAGCCAUCGCAUGUACAUUCUUGGCUACAUGCAUCGCAUGCAUUCACGGAAUCCAUAAAAGAAAUGCCCAAUACACUUCACUUUCCGAUCC